AUGGCCCCCAAGAACAACAAAGCCCCCGCCAAGGGCAAAGGCAAAGAGGCAUCGGAUGACUCCGGUGCCAAGGGUAAAGGCAAGGGUGGUUUGAAGGCUGCGACUUCGAUUAACGUGCGACACAUUCUGUGCGAGAAACAUUCCAAGAAAGAGGAAGCCUUGGAAAAACUGCGCAAUGGCACGAAGUUUGAUGAGGUAGCGCGUGAGUUCUCGGAGGAUAAGGCGAGACAAGGUGGCGCACUUGGGUGGAAGGUGAGGGGAAGUCUGCAUGGAGACUUUGAGAAAGUAGCCUAUGAACUGGAGCCGAGUACGACUGCCAGUCCUAAGUACGCGGAGGUGAAGACUGGGUUUGGGUACCAUAUCAUCAUGGUUGAGGGCCGGAAGUGA
Molecule: messenger RNA, 387 nt
Organism: Penicillium argentinense
Lineage: Eukaryota; Fungi; Ascomycota; Eurotiomycetes; Eurotiales; Aspergillaceae
Product: peptidylprolyl isomerase
Exons: 3
Coding region: 1-387 (128 amino acids)
Biological process (GO): rRNA processing
Molecular function (GO): DNA binding; peptidyl-prolyl cis-trans isomerase activity
Source: RefSeq, a predicted model, not a curated record